CCAAUGUUGAGUUCAUGAACGUCGAAACUAUGUUUAAACCACUCGUCACGUGUGAAUAAAUACUUUGGAUCGCAAAAAAGGCACUGAAAUUGUUUUUCUUUUCCAACUGCUCUUUCAAUUUGUUGGUCCUUUAGGACUCGUUUUAAGGCGUCCGCUUGUGAUAUUUCAAGGAGUUCUUUUGGAUGAUAUGUUAAAGCUCUAUCGGUUUUUAAAUGGUGGAGGAUUUCAGGAGCGCAUAAAAAAGCAUUCGGACUUAAAGGAGACAAGGGAAUUUCAUGAACCGUUUCCAGGUGAUGAAUUAAUUCUAUAGGGUGAUACCCUUGAGAUUCACAAUCAAAUGGACAGGAGAGCAUUGACGGUGAACCAGAAGGACUUGGAUGCUUGAGAAAGAACGCGAAUAGUAAAAAGUGAAAUCGGCCAAAAUAUCCACGGUAGGUUUUACAAGCCAAAAACUAAUUUUCAUGCACACUUAUCCUUAGAAUUACAAGGGAUCAAGAAGUUUUAGCGGAGAUUUCUGGACAGUUGUCUAUAUUAAGUUGUAGGUGUGAAUUGUAUCUCCUUAAUAGUCUCCUGCGUAAUAUACAAACCUCUUAUAUAUAGCUAAGAUGAUAUCUAGUUAAUUUAAUGCAAAUAUAUAUCGAUACUGCUGUCUUUUCUCGUUUCAAGAGUUUCUUUAGAAAUUUGACGAAUAUUUGUUUACAUGACAUUUAAUGAAUCGGAACGAUGGUGCAAAAAAUGUACCGCUCUACAACGUACUUUGGAAUAUUCAUGUCUCCACUCGUGUGAACAGGAAAAUACGAAGUAAGCCUUUGCGAUAGUGAAUACUGGGAAUGGGCCAAUGCCUUUUACAAGCCAUUGAGAUCCAAGACGUCCUUCAUUACUAAUAAAUAUAUCAUCAAAAUUCAAUUGAGAAAGAAGGAAGGACAUGGAGCUUAUGGCACGCUUUAUAGAGCGAUAUUUACAUUUUGCACCCUCAAAUACGGAACCUCCAGGAACAUUCAUAUGGUUUCUAGGACAUUCUUACAAAAGUGAAGAUAGUCGAUGGCCGGAGGAAUUUUUAUUAGACUCGUUUUCGCUGAUUACAAUUACUUAUCGAUCAGGAAUUGAAGGUUUAGAAAACUUGGCUUCUGAUGCUGGAUGGGGAUGCAUGAUUCGAUCUACUCAAACAUUACUAGCUAAUACUAUUCGAAAAUUAUAUCCGGAAAAGCCUUUUUUUAGUAUUGUGAAUUUGUUUGCUGACGAACCAGCUGCCCCUUUCUCAAUUCAUCAAUUUGUGUCUGUUGGAAAACAAGCCUGUGACAUUCCCCCUGGGCAAUGGUUCGGUCCAAGUGCUUCUAGUGCAUGUGUUUCAAGGCUUUGCGAACAAUACGACGGCCUUGACCUAAAUGUUUACGUAGCCAAGCAUGGUACAAGUGUUUACCGAGACCAACUCUUUCAGAAACCAUUUCCUAUCUUACUUUUAAUUCCUACUAGAUUGGGAAUUGAUGCUGUUAAUGAAAUUUAUUAUGAGCAAAUUCUACGCGUUUUCGAAAUCCCUUCUUUCGUUGGUAUAACUGGUGGUCGACCUAGAUCUGCGCAUUAUUUUUACGCUCGACAAAACCAUCAGCUCUUUUAUCUUGAUCCUCAUUGCACAUUUUCUGCUCAUACAACAACUCAACCCGCCUCUGAGGAUACGUUUCAUACGGCAAGUUUACGACGCAUCUCUCUUCAGGAACUGGAUCCGUGCAUGGUUUUCGGGUUUCUACUUAGAAAUUCCGAUGAAGCUGAAGAAUUUGAACAACAUCAGAAAAAAAUUGCAGAUAUUGUACAAUAUUUCGACGUUGAACCGAAAGUUUUCGAUUCUCAUGAUGACUUUGUGAUGGACGACAACUUUGAUGAUUGCUUCUAAUGCUGAACGAUAACUUAUUCAUGGAUAAUGAUUUUUUAAUGACCCACAAUUUUUAGUUUUCUUAUAGCUAUGCCUUUGUAACUCGACGAUGGCUUUCCUGCGGAAAGCGUACUCUGGAUGAAGUAAUGAAGAUUUCCUUGACUAAUUGAGAAUUUAUUAAGCCUUCACACAUAUUGGUAUUACAUUAAAUUAAACAGAUUUUACGGAAGAACGUCUAAAAUGUUUUAGUCCUGAACAAUUCAUCUUCAAUAUAUGUUAAAUCGAUUAGAGAUUCUUUCUUAUAGGCAUCAUUAUAUAAUUAUUAUUAGAAAGCAUUCAGGAUUUUGUAUACAUUAUUAUUUUUC
Molecule: messenger RNA, 2232 nt
Organism: Schizosaccharomyces octosporus yFS286
Lineage: Eukaryota; Fungi; Ascomycota; Schizosaccharomycetes; Schizosaccharomycetales; Schizosaccharomycetaceae
Product: Atg8 deconjugator Atg4
Exons: 2
Coding region: 926-1888 (320 amino acids)
Molecular function (GO): protein-phosphatidylethanolamide deconjugating activity
Source: RefSeq, a predicted model, not a curated record